CUGGCCCUGUGACCAGACCCCACGGCCCCUGCGGGAGGCGGACACGCGUGGAACGGGAACCAGCAGCGAGGACGGGGGCUGUCCUCGACCCCCCCGGGGCCCGGUGCCCCGGGAUGCCCCUCUCCCUGCCGGUGCCCUGCAGCGGAUCCAGGAGGAUGAGGGGCCGGAUCCCGCCCGCCUUCUGCCUAGCCGUGGCCCUGGCUGCGCUGCUGCCCAGCGCCGGCGCCCGCCGGAGCCAAGACCUGCACUGCGGAGCAUGCCGGGCACUGGUGGAUGAGCUGGAGUGGGAAAUCGCCCAGGUUGACCCCAGGAAAACCAUCCAGAUGGGCUCAUUCCGCAUCAACCCUGACGGCAGCCAGUCGGUCGUGGAGGUGCCCUACGCUCGCUCGGAAGCGCAUCUGACAGAGCUGUUGGAGCGCGUGUGUGAAAAGAUGAAAGAAUAUGGAGAAAAAGUGGAUCCCACGACCCACCGGAAAAGCUACGUCCGGGUGAUCUCCCACGAUGGGACCAAGAUGGAUCUCUCCGGGGUGAAAAUUGAUGGAGACGUGGCUUCUAGCCUCAAAUUCGCGUGUGAGAGCAUCGCUGAGGAGUACGAGGAUGAACUCAUCGAAUUCCUCUCCCACGAGGCUGACAACGUCAAGGACCGGCUCUGCAGCAAGCGGACGGACCUGUGCGACCACGCGCUCCACAUCCCGCACGAUGAGCUGUGACCCGAUGGCCCCCGCUGCCUCCGGAGGACGGUGCCGACGCGCCCGAGGCCUCACGGGACCAGGACGGCACCGGGCUCCCUUCAGGCAUCCCCUACCUCUGGGUUCUCCUCAUCCGCACCGGGAUAGGCAGCCGCGCCGGGGCAGACUGCCGCUCCGGAGCUGGUGCAGACGCCGACUCGCCCGUGCUGGUGCUUCCGUCCUAUUUAUUCACUGUCCAGCGGCUGCGGUGCCGGUGACACCGGAAUGCCGGCCUUGCUCCUGCCGGGACGAUUCAGCGGGCAGGCUGCCGGCCAGGGACGUUCCGCUGCCACUGCUGGGGGAGGCAGUGGGGGACGCCGGGGCCGGUUUGG
Cuculus canorus (common cuckoo) is the source of this 1060-nucleotide messenger RNA. RefSeq names its product canopy FGF signaling regulator 2 (gene CNPY2). The transcript is spliced from 6 exons. Gene Ontology annotation, cellular component: endoplasmic reticulum. Lineage: Eukaryota; Metazoa; Chordata; Aves; Cuculiformes; Cuculidae. The record is from RefSeq and is a predicted model, not a curated record. The coding region runs from base 114 to 710 and encodes 198 amino acids.